Notolabrus celidotus (New Zealand spotty) is the source of this 4533-nucleotide messenger RNA. It is a transcript of the gene tti1, whose product is annotated as TELO2 interacting protein 1. The record is from RefSeq and is a predicted model, not a curated record. Gene Ontology annotation, biological process: chromatin remodeling. Lineage: Eukaryota; Metazoa; Chordata; Actinopteri; Labriformes; Labridae. Gene Ontology annotation, cellular component: cytoplasm. The transcript is spliced from 14 exons. Bases 186 to 3530 code for a protein of 1114 amino acids.
ACUGCUUUCGUUGUAAUUCCGCGUCCACGGCGCUUAAUCAUGACGUGUUUGGUAGCCAGUUUAGUAACUUCGCCACUGUUUGUAACAAUUCUUUUUAUGUAAUUAAACCUUCUCUGUGGAUCUAUGUCUCCGCUCUGAGAGUGCAUUGAUUUCUCCUCAUGUGACGUAAACUGAGCCCUGCUGUCAUGCCUCAAUUAAUGGCUCAGAUCAGUGAUCCAAAGAUUGCAUUUGCCUACCUGCGCCCAGCUUGUGUCCUGCUCACCAAGCAGCCCACUGUGACCAACGUGGAGACUCUGAGCGCCCAGCUUAAAGAAGUUGAUGAUGCUACUCUGCAGCAGCUCCAAGACUAUGUCCUGUUCCCUCUUCGCUUUGUCCUCAAAGUCCCCGGACCAAAGAAAGACAAACUGGUCCAGACUGUGUCUGAGGCCAUCAGCUAUGUCCUAGAAAACACCUGUGUCCAGAACUGGGACACCCUCCAUGACCUGCUCUCAGAGCUCUGCCUCUGCCUGUGCUCUCCAGCCGACCCUGGGAAACCUGCAGACACAUCAGAGGAGCUACAGUCAGCUGUUCUGAGGUGCCUGGACGCCCUGCUUCAUGCUGCUUAUGGGGAUAUCGUCUUCAAACUCUUUGAACCUGUUAUGCUGCCUGGACUUGGAGCUGCCAUUUCCCUGCUGCUGGCUUUAGCACAGAAGGCAAAAUCAAGAGAGAUCCAGGUAUUGGCGUUGAAGUGCCUCCAGGCUUUGUCUCUGCAGUGCGACUGCAAUCAGGAUCACAUCGUCCCAUCCUCAGAGGAGAGAUGCAUUACAGGCAGCACCAUGGCGUCGUUCUUACCUGGGAUCACUGUGGCUGUAACAAAGAUCAUUACAGGAGAUCUGAGACAAGGCCACACAGUUACAGUCAAAGCCAUAAAGGUUUGGUCAAGGACUGUCGUGCUUGUCAUGGAAGACGCCCAGCUUCAGGUCUCUGAGCCCCAGAAGACUCCCUCCCCAGCCCUGGGUAGGAUUGGACAGCUGGUGGUGCAACGGACCCCAGACUGGGCGAAGAGCACAGCAGGGAAACUGUGCGUGCUGCUACAAAAGAUCAUCUCCUGCACCUCCUCUCACCAGCACUGGAGGGUCAGGCUGGUGAUGGUGGAGCUGGCUGAUCACCUGCUGGACAGGUGUAAUCAGUCACUGAAGGAGUGUGUGGGACCCUUACUGGAGGCUCUGGUGGGAGCAGUCAAUGAUGAGGAGCCCAGAGUGAGAGAGAGGUGUGAGGUUGCCCUCAGAGCGGUGUCACAGAGGAAUCAGAUCAGUGAUAACAGCAGCAGUGCUCAGACCUUCACCGAUGUGCUGUCAGAAAAUCUCCACACCUUGGCCACCUCGCUGCCCAGACUGAUGAGGACCUCUGACGACCCGAAGAAGCUCUUUGUCCUCAAUGUGUUUCUGGGUUAUUUAAAACUGCUGGGACCGCUGGUCUCUGUGGUACUAAACUCAGCUGUACAUCUUGAGAGGAUUUCCAAAGCAUUGAUGCAGGUGCUGGAGCUGGAUGUGAUGGAUGUUCGCAUUGUGGAGGAGAGGAGUUAUGCUGCUACCAUAGAGACAACUCCAGGCGCCAGUGAUUCAUACACUGCUCACAUACAGAGGAAGCAUUUUCUGUACUUCACCGAUGAGAAGAUUUUCUGUGUGCUCAUGCAGAUCUGUCGGACACUAGGUUACUUUGGAAACCUUUACCUGCUGACGGAUCACUUCCUGGACCUGUACCAGCAGUCUUCAUCAUACAGGAAGCAGGCGGCCAUGGUGCUCAAUGAGCUUGUGAAAGGUGCUGCAGGAGUGGACAUGGUAACACAGGGUCAGGGUCUGGAGAGUCAAGUUCAGGGACUCUCAGCCACCCAGGAAGACCUCAACUCAGCAAUUGUGUCUGUGAUGGAGGAAUACACCAGUCUGAAGAACUGGCACCUGAUCACCAUCAGCGAGGAGACAGACCGAGACCGGCAGGACCAGCAGCUCCUCAGCCCAGCCAGCCUCCUCUCCAUAUCUAACAGUGAUGACAACAAUAAGAACUGUCUUCAAGUAAUUUCUUCUUCAUUCAACCCCCCGUCUACCUCAUCAUCCUCCUCCACAAUCCACCAGCUAAAUAGCAACAUCUGGCAGCUGUGUAUUCAACUGGAGGGCAUUGCAUGCUUUGCUCAGGCUCUGGGGCAAGACUUUCGUCCCUUGUUGAUGACAUCACUGUACCCUGUGCUGGAGAAAGCUGGGGAGGAGACACUGCUGGUCAGUCAGGCUGCACUGGGCUCCGCAUGGGACAUCAGUAAAGCCUGUGGUUACCCCUCACUGAAGGAUCUGGUCAAUGAGAACUCAGACUACCUGCUCAAUGACAUCUCACUGAACCUGCAGAGACUCAGCCAGCACCCACAGGCUCCGAGGGUGUUGACAGUGAUGUUGACUCACUCUGACUGCAGCCUGCUGCCUCUGGUCGGAGACAUCGUUCAGGAUGUGCUGAUGGCUCUGGAUCUGAGCUACGAUCACACGGCUGCUCUUUUCUGCUCCGUGCUGCACGCGCUCAUGAAGGCACUGGUGAGGUGGUUCCCCUCCAGUUGUAGUAAAACAAGAGAGUCUGCCAGAACCAAGCAGAGCUCAAGUCCUGAGGAAGUCCUGGACAUUCGCCAGUUCAUGCUGGAUUACAAAAAACAGAAAGAGCUGGCAGAGGGAAUCGGAAUCGAGGAAGACGCAACCAUUGAAGAUCUUGAAGUCCCUCCUCCCAUGGAGUGUGAGGACGUUGAAGAUCUUGUUGGUGAUGUGAAAACAGAGCUCCCUCUUCAUCUCAGCAUCACUAAAGACGUCAUGGAGCGCUGCAUCCAUCUGCUGUCCGACCCCAGCCUGAGGGUCAGACUGAAGGUGCUGGACGUGCUGGAGCUCUGUGUGAGUGUGUUGAGUGAGAAGGAAAAUGAGCUGUUGCCUAUGGCUCAUCGCUGCUGGCCCCCGCUCCUACAGAGACUCAUAGCUGAUGACCCUUUAGCCGUCCUCCGAGCCUUCAGGGUGUUGUGUACGCUGGGUGAAACGUGUGGUGACUUCCUGAGGAGGAGGGUUUCUAAAGAGGUUCUCCCCAAGCUGAGCUCCUCGCUGGCACGGCAGGCUCCAAUCAGCGCCAAAGCCGGACCCGUCUACACGCACACCCUGGCCUACAAACUGCAGCUGGCUGUUCUGCAGGGGCUGGGCUCGCUUUGCCAGAGGCUGGACCUAGGUGAGGCAGACCUGGAUGCUGUUUGUGAGGCCUCCCUGCCCUACCUGAGCUGUAGACAACCUGUCAGACUGCAAGAGGCCAGCCUAAGCGUUUUCAGACACUUAAUCCAGGUGGAUCCAGACGCCUUCUGGUUUACUCUGAAUGAGCUGCACUGCCCGUCCUGCUACAGCCCGCCCCACCCCGACCUCCAGCCGGUCCAGCUGAGCGGAACGGGUCGACCGAGAGACGAGUACUCGGAUAACGUGCUGAGGCUGCUGCGGGAGGAGUUUGGCUCGGUUGCUGAGACGAUCGGCCAGCCAGUCAGCUAAUGAGGCGCUGAUUGAUGUGACUGACUGAUCUCUCAAACAGGCGGCUCACCACCGACUCCAGCAAGUCAAUUAACUGAGAGAAAAUCUGACAAUUGUGCCAAACAGCAGCCAUCAGAUACGGUGUGUGAUAACCUUCAUGGUGUACACAGCUCUGAUAAGCAGCACGGCACAAAGGGGACAUGUCAACGAAGCAUGUCGACUGCUGUUCACUCUCCUGCUGCAGGUGUUUGAACCAGGAAGACUUCAGACGGCUCUUUUACAUCAGGAGACACGCAGUGACAGUGCUGAUGUGUUUCAUUUAACCUGGCGACUCUGACUGAGACAUGCUUUUGUAGAGUUAUAUUUCAUAUUCAUGUUCAUGUUUUUUUAUUUUCUUAAAGAUUUAUAUUCAGAACAUAUCCCUUAUGUUCAGUUCAGAGAUGAACACAUGGAAACUGUAUACAGGUUAUCUUGAUGGUUUACCCGGAUAAAGAGAUUGUUCAUGAUGCUUAAACAUUCAUAAAAAUCACAAGAAAUACUCAAACUGUCAAAAAUGAGUUCCUUACCUAUCAUGAUGCAUUCCAGUGUUUCACACACACAGACUUAACCUGGAUGGGCUGCUCAAGUGUUUUACAUUUUACUUUUUUUAAUCCGUAUGAGAUCCCCACAGAUCGUCUAAAUCAUUGAUAAUUAAGAUGAUCCCUCGUCGCUCUCUGCCCCUCCUGUCUGAUAACCUGCUCGCCUCACUUAGAGAGAUCAGAGAGAGAGGGGUCCUUCAGUAUGUCCCUCCUAUUGAUGCAGGAGGGACGUACUACUUCUACCGCUGUUUAGAAGUUAUGUGCAGCUGAAGAUGUCCUUCUGCACAAUAUUAGUUUUGGAUUGUCGCCAAAUGCUUAGUCAUUAACAAGCCUCGCUCAGCUGUUGUUACAAUGAAUAUCUGGUUAAAAUCUCAAAGCAUGAGUUGUAUUAUUUGGACGUCUUUAUUAAUAGUGACAAAUAAUAAAAACGUUCUCUUUGUAAGAAA